AUGGAAACAUAUUCAAUAUGCAUUUCUGGCGAUCCAGGAGUAGGGAAAACGACAUUAAUCAGCGAGUUUACACAGGAUUCAUGCAAGUAUUCAUCGCCAAUUAACAUUUUUGUGUCAGUUUACCAAAAUAAAACCAUUGAGUGAUGGGAUUUUUCAGGGAAUGAAUGUCAUAAAAAUUUGAGGCUGAUGUUUUAUAAAUAUUUUGAUGGCUAUAUUUUUGUGCAUGAUUUAAGCAACUCUAAGACGUACAGAAAUUUAAAAAAGUGGAGAAAAGAAUUAAGACCAUGACUGAAUGAUAAUUUUGGACUAUUAAAAGAUGAGAGUUUUCCAGUUUUGGUGGUAGGAAAUAAGUGCGAUUUGGGUAGAGAGGAAAUUGAGGAAAGGAAAAUUGAUUACACAAUUGCAUCAGCAACAGAGAGACAAUGAGAAAAUAAGGAAUGAGAAAGAUUUUUAGAUAAAGUCAUUGGAAAUAACUGCAAAGGUAAAGUCGAGAGAGCUAAUAGACAGUUAGAAGAGAAUAAUGAUGAGCUAGUAACUGAGGAAACUAUUAUGGAUAGGAUUCGUAAUUGGUUCAAACCUGAAGAGCUUCCAAUAACAGAAAAGAAAAGUAAUUUCUAA
Blepharisma stoltei is the source of this 618-nucleotide messenger RNA. Lineage: Eukaryota; Ciliophora; Heterotrichea; Heterotrichida; Blepharismidae. The record is from the annotation of a GenBank genome assembly.